This is a messenger RNA of Austrofundulus limnaeus, 1360 nucleotides long. RefSeq names its product F-box only protein 47. Gene Ontology annotation, molecular function: protein binding. Lineage: Eukaryota; Metazoa; Chordata; Actinopteri; Cyprinodontiformes; Rivulidae. The record is from RefSeq and is a predicted model, not a curated record.
AUGGUCAAAACGUCAUGGACAUGUAAAUCAAAGUGUUUGAAGAAAACUCACCAGCAGCGGCCUUGGCCCGUCAGAACCAUUCUGACCCGCAGCCAGCGCACCUCAGUCCUGGGCUUCUUCAGCAGGCUCCCCGCUGAGGUGUUCCACAUGAUCCUGGAUCAACUGUCUGUGUUGGACAUCAGCGUGUUCUGCAUGGUAUCAAAGGAAAUCACCAGACAUGUCAUGGACUACAUCUCCUCCCUGUCUUGGAAGAACAAAACCAUCAUCCAAAGCUUUCACUUCCCCGUACAUCUUGAACAAAGUUCCACUGCUGAGCACUACAGACACCUGGGUUUGUUGUUCAAGAGGUGUACACUGUUGCUACCCACAAAAGAAAGGCUAAAGUUCAGUUUUAGCAAGUUUUCAGAGAUUCCCUGCUUCAUGAUGGAGGAAUGCUCUGUCUCAAGCUGCGUCGGUUUCUCCAGGCUUGGUGUCUUCCUUGAGACUCUGAUCGCAGGCUGGGAUGAGCUGGAGUGUCAGAGAGUGUUCAACUUUUUGUGCGAGCUCACAAACCUGAUGCAGAAGGCCGAGGCAGUACUGAAAACAAUACCAGGGGUGAGAGUGUAUCAGGAGCUGCAGCUUCGUCUCUUCUGCCGUCAUGUUCUGUUGGACCCGUGGCGGAACCAGCCGGAUUGUCAGUUCUGGCUCGUUCAUCUCUUAAAGCCCUGGCCCAUCGUCAGUCAAGCUCAGCUUCUGCUGGUCCUUUAUGGACCUCUGCUGCCUGACGGUUUCAUCGGCUGGCAGAAUCUGGUUGAGUCGGUUCUACCACAUGCGACUUUGUGGAACUUGGCCAAAGGAAUCCUCACGCUUUUCGGCAAACUAGAAGUCAAAGGCUGGACUGCAGAGUCGUUGCUGUCAAUCUUAGAGGAGAUAACAGGAGACCACUUUGAAGAYGGGCAGUUUUUACAGACACUGUCCGUCCUCCUGGAAUCCAACGUUCGCUUCCACACCAUUUUCCUCCACAUGCUCCUCAAAUAGGAACUACGCUGAUCGAAAGCAGCAAAACCUGGAGUUGAGUAACUGGUGUCAACACUGAAGGUGUUGGAUGUGAGUUUAAAGCAGUUUAAGAACAAAAAGAAGACAUGUUUUAACAUUCAUCUUUAAAAAGUGAGACCUUUUGAAAACAGAUAUUUAAGUGUUUUAAACWGUAUUGUUAUUUAUAAAUCACUUUGUGUUAGCAUUUUACUGUCUGGUUCCUCGUGUUAACUUUUAUAAACCAUAUUUAAUAUUUAUUUUUAUUUAUUGUGUAAAACUUUUUGAUGAUAUAUUUAUUUUGUUUAUGUAAGCACUCCUGUUAAAGCUUUUGGAUAUUUGAAUAAAC